This is a messenger RNA of Vicia faba (fava bean), 513 nucleotides long. The record is from the annotation of a GenBank genome assembly. Lineage: Eukaryota; Viridiplantae; Streptophyta; Magnoliopsida; Fabales; Fabaceae.
AUGGAUCUUUGCCUUUGGGGUUGGGGAAGCGAGAUUGAAGUCCAAGAGUCUUCAAGAGCGUCUAAUGCAAUCACAACUGGUAAACAUGUAUUCUGUUUGAAAAUUAACUUGUUGCGAGCCUCCAAAAUCUUCCAUAUAAUCUCUCAUGAUUCCGAAGCAAGUUCGAGAAAUCAAGCUUCGCGUAACAGCGACUCCACUCGUUUAUCGCUUACUCACUUCCUUGAUCGCAAACUGCACAACUCUUCAACAGUCCCUCAAACCGUUCCGGGGAAAUUGACGCCUUUUCAAUCACCGGCCAGUGAGCAAGAUGGAAGCGUCAAACUAACUGAAGAAGAGAGAAAGUCUGCAACUGCUGAUGAGAAGUUGAUUUUGGGAAUGUUCAAGCAAGAGGGAAAAUGUGACUUUGUUCCUCCGUUAGAUCUUGAUGAGUUAGGAAAUUCUGUGGCAGGUGAUGGUCAAGGAGCUAGGAAAAGGAAAAAUCCAUUUGAAGCGGAAGUUUAUCUUGCUGGUUGA